AUGAAAGUUCUGUUCUAUGCCACGUUGUCCCUGUUUGGCCUCGCCAUCGUGAGCGUCAAUGGGGAGAAAAACAACAUCUUGAACUCCAUCAAAAAUGAUGGAAAAAAUGAUGGAAAGAAUGAUGGGAAAAAAAAAUCCAAAAGCCAAAACAAAGGCGCAAAUACGAACAUGAAGGAUAUGUUCCACUUCGAGGAUAUGGAAAAAAUCAAAGAACUCAUAAACGAGAACAAGUUGGAGGAAGCCAAUGAGCUAUUUAACAAAAUGAAGAAAAUUUACAAUAACAAUGUAAAGGAUAACGAAACUGAGGACCACAUGGACAGUAACAAUUAUGCACCAAUGAAAGACGAAAAUAAAUUAGCACAGGAUUUUAUGAAUAGCAAUCAAGAUUUCUUCUCAAAUUUAAUAAAUCCAAAUGACCUCCAUGAAAUGAUAAGAUUUUAUAUGUACUUGCAAGAUCUGUUAAGUUCUAAAAAUGAAACUUUGGAAAAAAAAAUGGUGAAAACAUUUCUUAGAAAAACAAUUGAAAAAAUGGAAGACAAUAAAAAAACAGGAGAAAAAAAAUCCAUUGAUGAUAUCAUAAAGGAUACAGAAGGACAUGCACAAAUGCUUGAAAAAUUAGCAGAUCUUAUGAAAAUAAAAAAAGAAAAAUUACAAGAUGAGGAGGUCAAAAAUAAGUUAAACCAAAUACUCAUUGGUAUGAUGAAAUUUAUCGAUUACACAAACAAUAGCGAUAUUGCAAAGGCACUUAUGGACGAAAUAAAAAUUAAGGAAGUUAAAAGUGCAGAUGGUACUUCGAAGCCGAAGCUUCAAGUCAACAUCGGAAACAGCAAGGCUCACUUGGAGAUGCUUCAAAAGGCCACCAACUUUAUGGGCAUGAACAUUGAUCCCGAAGAACUCAAAAAUCUCACCAUCAACAAUAAGUGGUACGAAAACUUUUUGAACAACCUUCUCAACGGUUCGGACGAAUUGUAA
Plasmodium knowlesi strain H is the source of this 972-nucleotide messenger RNA. RefSeq names its product conserved Plasmodium protein, unknown function. The coding region runs from base 1 to 972 and encodes 323 amino acids. The record is from RefSeq and is a predicted model, not a curated record. The transcript has a single exon. Lineage: Eukaryota; Apicomplexa; Aconoidasida; Haemosporida; Plasmodiidae.